GUGUGUGUGUGUGUGUGUGUGUGUGUGUGUGUGUGUGAGCGUGUAUUUAUCACUUUGUGGGGACCAAAUGUCCCCAUAAGGAUAGUAAAACCCGAAAUUUUUGACCUUGUGGGGACAUUUUGUCGGUCCCCAUGAGGAAAACAGCUUAUAAAUCAUACUAAAUUAUGUUUUUUGAAAAUGUAAAAAUGCAGAAAGUUUUCUGUGAGGGUUAGGUUUAGGGGUAGAGUUAGGUUUAGGGGAUAGAAUAUAAAGUUUGUACAGUAUAAAAAACAUUAUGUCUAUGGAAAGUCCCCAUAAAACAUGGAAACACAACAUGUGUGUGUGUGUGUGUGUGUGUGUGUGUGUGUGUGUGUGUGUGUGUGUGUGUGUGUGUGAGUGUGUGUGUGUGUGUGAGAGAGCGUGUAUUUAUCACUUUGUGGGGACCAAAUGUCCCCAUAAGGAUAGUAAAACCCGAAAUUUUUGACCUUGUGGGGACAUUUUGUCGGUCCCCAUGAGGAAAACAGCUUAUAAAUCAUACUAAAUUAUGUUUUUUGAAAAUGUAAAAAUGCAGAAAGUUUUCUGUGAGGGUUAGGUUUAGGGGUAGGGUUAGGUUUAGGGGAUAGAAUAUAAAGUUUGUACAGUAUAAAAACCAUUAUGUCUAUGGAAAGUCCCCAUAAAACAUGGAAACACUACAAGUGUGUGUGUGUGUGUGUGUGUGUGUGUGUGUGUGUGUGUGUGUGUGUGUGUGUGAGCGUGUAUUUAUCACUUUGUGGGGACCAAAUGUCCCCAUAAGGAUAGUAAAACCCGAAAUUUUUGACCUUGUGGGGACAUUUUGUCGGUCCCCAUGAGGAAAACAGCUUAUAAAUCAUACUAAAUUAUGUUUUUUGAAAAUGUAAAAAUGCAGAAAGUUUUCUGUGAGGGUUAGGUUUAGGGGUAGGGUUAGGUUUAGGGGAUAGAAUAUAAAGUUUGUACAGUAUAAAAACCAUUAUGUCUAUGGAAAGUCCCCAUAAAACAUGGAAACACAACAUGUGUGUGUGUGUGUGUGUGUGUGUGUGUGUGUACUUGUAUUGAACCCGCAAUAUUCUUUAAAUUCAUUGUUUAAUAUCUUCCUUUUGUAACAACACUGAAUAAAUAUUUAUUUUGAAAAAAUAAAUCUAUUAUAAGUAAAUUGUUAUUUUGGUAAAUAAAUAAAUAAAUAAAAUAAAUACAGGUACAUACAGGGACUAUAGCGUCCUCUAUGUGCAUAUCAGAAAAAGACAGUGGGAGGCGUCCUGGGCUCUUUAAAAACUCGAAACUAUUUGACAGGCCAGUGGAGGGGAACACACAGACCUCAACCGUGCAUGGACGUCUCCGAGCGUAAAACUCAACAUAUUUUGAACAACAGUACCUGUAGCACGAGCAGCAUGGCUUACAAUGACAGCAGUUGCCACUGCGACAGCGAGAGAAGACAAAACAGCAUCUUGUACAGCAUUUUAAAGAACGACAGUCAGUCUGCGCAACUUGGGAACCAGCCCAGGACCCCGAGGCUCGCCGUCUCCAUGCACGCUUGUGCGUGCGGAUCCAAGAGGAAGGUAUCUCUGCGCUCCCCUCAGACCACGUGCAAAUCCACCUCCGCGGUUCUAGUGAAGACCCUGAAGUUCGUUAUGAACGUGCCGUGCUUUCGGGAGCUGCCGGUGGAUGACCAGCACACGCUGGUGCGGAGCAGCUGGGCACCUCUGCUGGUGCUCGGGAUGGCGCAGGACAGGAUCGACUUUGAGACCUCGGAGGCGCCCGAGCCGAGCAUGUUGCAGCGGAUUUUAACGAGCGGACAGGACAAACAGGAGAACCAGAUUAAUGUGAACGCGGGAGUGGCGUUGACUGAUGUUCAGGGUAUUAAAAUGUUUCUGAGGAAGUGCUGGGGACUUGAUAUAAGCACUAAGGAGUACGCGUAUUUGAAAGGAGCCAUUCUGUUCAACCCAGAUGUUGUAGGGCUGCAGUGUCAACAUCACAUCCAGGCCCUGCAGAGCGAGGCGAACCAGGCCCUUAAUGAAUAUGUCAAAAUGAUUCACCGUGGGGACAGUGCAAGAUUCGCCAAACUCUUCCUCACGCUCUCCAUACUGAGAUCCAUCAACGCCAACGUGGUGGCCGGUCUCUUCUUCAAACCGGUCAUCGGAGCGGUCAACAUGGAGGAACUUCUUCUGGAGAUGUUUUAUGGAAAAUAAAUCUGAUGCAAAUACCAGGACAGAAUUAUCAAAGGGGGGCAGUCAUGAUGGAGAGACUUUGAAAAUGACUGAUUCGUUUUUACUCAUAGUAUUUUUGUACUGUGCAUAAGAGCUCUCUCUUUGCCUUCUGAGUUGAACUCACUGCUGAAUCCAAAGUUGAUGACAACGUUUUCCCAUUUGGGGAAAGAGCUUUAUAACUUUGUUCGGUUUGUUUGUUUGUUUAAUUGCUUUUCUGUGCAUAUGACGUUGUGCAAUCUUCUCAUGAAUGUAUUUUUGAUUCUGGGUGACACUUUAUUGUAACUUUCAUUAACAAACAAUGUAUAUAUGUAUGGCAUAUAAUAUACUUGCAACAUUUAUUCAAUGUAAAUAGAAUAUAUUCUCAAUGUUUAAAGACAUUUCUAACUAUUUGUAUGAAUAUAAAUGAAUGAUCUUCUAUAAUGUACAGUAUGUUGGUAGUGAAAGUUAUUAUAAUGUGUUACCUAUGUUCGAAUAGAAGACAUUUUUGUACAUUUUGUCAUGUUAUUCAAUGGCAUAAUGGAACAGAGGUUACACUCCUUCACAUUUCUCACAACAUUAUGUGCAGUUAUAUAUUUUCUGCAUUACAGUAACAUGUUAUAUCGAUUAACAAAAUGUCAAUGUGAUGACAGACCUAAGCACAAUUAGAAAACAGUCAUAAAAAAAAGAAAGAAUAAAGAACAUUUAUGGCGACAUUGUUUCUUUACUGAGGGGAGCGAUGUUGUUCCACAAACCACACCAUUGUGGUUAAACACGGACAGAUGGGCAGCGCAAAGGGUGAAAAAAAAGAUAGAAGACUGCUCUCUUAUUUUUGAAUAUUUUGGUACAUAACCAGCCAUCUCAGAAUGUUCAGGCUGAUUGAACAUUGAUGUGCAGUGUACAUGUGGACAAUAUUGUCAGGUUUUAUUGUAAUGAUUGUAAAAAUCACACCAUUUGUGUUUUUGUUGCAUUAUCCA
Xyrauchen texanus (razorback sucker) is the source of this 3151-nucleotide messenger RNA. Its product is annotated as nuclear receptor subfamily 0 group B member 1-like. The record is from RefSeq and is a predicted model, not a curated record. Gene Ontology annotation, biological process: negative regulation of transcription by RNA polymerase II. Gene Ontology annotation, molecular function: transcription corepressor activity; transcription factor binding. Gene Ontology annotation, cellular component: cytoplasm; nucleus. Bases 1320 to 2180 code for a protein of 286 amino acids. Lineage: Eukaryota; Metazoa; Chordata; Actinopteri; Cypriniformes; Catostomidae. The transcript has 2 exons.